ACCCAGCUGCCGCGUUUGGGCCCGACGGGCCCUGGCGAGAAGCCGAGGGUGGUGGUGCUGGGGACCGGGUGGGCCGGCUGCCGGUUUCUGAAGGGGCUCGAUAUGAAGAUGUACGAUGCGGUGUGCAUAUCGCCGAGGAAUCACAUGGUUUUCACUCCUUUGCUCGCUUCGACAUGCGUGGGCACACUUGAGUUCCGGUCGGUGGCUGAGCCGGUGAGCCGGAUUCAGUCCGCUUUGGCCGGAGCACCCAAUUCUUACUUCUAUCUGGCUUCCUGUUUGGGAAUCAAUACCGACAAGCAUGAGGUGUAUUGUGAAACCGUCUCAAGUGAUGGACUGCCUUCCGAUCCCUACCGGUUUAAAGUUGCAUAUGAUAAGCUGGUCAUUGCGGCUGGUGCCGAGCCGCUGACUUUCAAUAUUAAGGGAGUAACAGAGCAUGCCAUUUUCCUGCGCGAAGUAUAUCAUGCUCAAGAAAUUAGAAGGAAGCUUCUGCUGAACCUCAUGCUCUCUGAAAACCCUGGCUUGUCAGAAGAAGAGAAAAAGCGCCUUUUACACUGCGUUGUCAUUGGAGGAGGCCCUACCGGAGUGGAGUUCAGCGGCGAGUUAAGUGAUUUUAUCAUGCGAGAUGUGCGCCAAAGAUAUUCUCACGUUAAGGAUUACAUCAAAGUCACUCUUAUUGAGGCAAAUGAAAUCUUGUCAUCAUUUGACGUGGGAUUACGGCAAUAUGCAACAAAUCACUUGACCAAGUCCGGAGUUCGCCUGGUGCGUGGAGUUGUAAAAGAGGUACUACCCGAGAAGAUACUCCUUAGUGAUGGAUCUCAUGUUCCGUAUGGCCUGCUGGUCUGGUCCACAGGAGUUGGUCCAUCUCAAUUUGUCAAAUCACUCGAUCUUCCCAAAUCCCCUGGUGGAAGGAUCGGUGUGGAUGAGUGGCUACGUGUUCCUUCGGCCGAGGAUGUAUUUGCACUUGGGGAUUGUGCAGGUUUUCUUGAACAAACUGGGAGGCAAGUGCUCCCCGCUCUUGCUCAGGUUGCGGAAAGGGAGGGGAAAUAUCUAGCAGAACUGUUUAGGAGGAUCGAGAAGCAGAAUGGAGGGAAAGCUCAUUGCGCCAAGGACAUUCCUCUCGGCGAUCCUUUUGUUUACAGGCACUUGGGAAGCAUGGCAUCCGUGGGGCGCUACAAGGCCUUGGUUGAUCUAAGGCAGAGCAAGGAUGCAAAGGGCCUAUCUCUGGCCGGAUUUGUUAGCUGGCUAAUAUGGCGCUCGGCUUACCUGACUCGCGUGGUGAGCUGGAGGAAUAGGUUCUAUGUGGCAGUAAACUGGGCCACCACCCUCGUUUUCGGGAGGGAUAACUCCAGAAUUGGUUGAUACACAAGUUCUUAAUUAGCUUUAUAGCACAGCUGCAGGGGCUCACCAUGUAUCGGUAGCAACAGCUUCUGCCAAUGUUUAAUCUCUUUGUCACCCACACGCACGAUACCUCUAUUGUUUUAUUUUGAUUUAUUGCCUGAUUAUGUUUGGUCGAUAAAGAAUGUAUACCUCUAUUGUAAGGAAUAAUUCAUCCCAAUUUUGAUGCUUUUGCUGUUUAUGUCCAUUAGCAACACGGUCUUAUGACUUCGGAAGCAUUCGUUUCCUGAAAAAUUGUAAUUUAGUGCUCCUCUCUCACGAGUUCAUUUGAUUGCGUUGUUUC
Messenger RNA from Ananas comosus (pineapple), 1678 nucleotides. RefSeq names its product internal alternative NAD(P)H-ubiquinone oxidoreductase A1, mitochondrial-like. Lineage: Eukaryota; Viridiplantae; Streptophyta; Magnoliopsida; Poales; Bromeliaceae. The record is from RefSeq and is a predicted model, not a curated record. The transcript has 8 exons. The annotation marks the transcript as partial. Gene Ontology annotation, molecular function: NADH dehydrogenase activity.